CAGGUUGGUCCAUACAGUAACCGACAAGAGACGUACACGUACUUUUCUUUACCAUUCUGCCGAGGUCCAAAGGAAUCUAUUGGGCAUUAUCAUGAAACCAUGGGUGAAUCGCUACUGGGGAUUGAACUGGACUUCUCCGGAUUGGACAUAAAAUUUAGAACCAACACGAAGAAGACAGUAUACUGUAAGAAAAAAUUGACUGCAGACGAGUAUCAAACAUUCGUUUACGCCAUCAAAAACAGUUAUUUCUACCAGAUGUACCUGGAUGAUAUGCCAAUAUGGGGCAUGGUUGGUGAGGUGGAUGACACUAAAACACCUCCCACGUACAAACUUUACACUCAUAAACAAUUGGACAUUGGCUAUGCUGAUAAACAGGUUGUUGAUGUUAAUCUCACUUCCGGUGGUCAUGUCGAGAUUCAUCCGGGCGUAGAAUUGGAAUUUACCUACGAGGUCAAAUGGGUGCAGUCAUCUAUCAAGUUUGCUGACCGAUUUGACAAGUACCUCGAUCCAAGCUUCUUCCAACACAGAAUCCACUGGUUCUCUAUCUUCAACAGUUUCAUGAUGGUUGUUUUCCUUGUCGGAUUAGUUUGGAUGAUUCUUGUGAGGACACUACGUAAAGAUUACGCCAGAUACCAGAAAGAAGAUAGCAUUGAUGAUUUGGAUGCUGAUUUGGGGGAUGAAUACGGUUGGAAGCAAGUACAUGGAGAUGUCUUCCGCGCUCCAUCAAUGCCAUUAUUGUUCGCAAGUUGCAUUGGCGCCGGCUACCAUGUGUUUACUGUUGCAGUCAUAACAAUUGUGCUUGCCAUUGUCGGCGAAUUUUAUACAGAGUGA
Strongylus vulgaris is the source of this 831-nucleotide messenger RNA. The record is from the annotation of a GenBank genome assembly. Lineage: Eukaryota; Metazoa; Nematoda; Chromadorea; Rhabditida; Strongylidae.